AUGCCACCCAAGGACGAUACGAAAAACAAAGAUGCUGGCAAGUUGGCCAAGGACAAAGAUCCCGUGAACAAGUCUGGGGGCAAAGCUAAGAAGAAGAAGUGGUCCAACGGAAAAGUUCGAGACAAGCUCAAGAAUCUGGUUCUGUUUGACAAAGCAACGUACAAUAAACUCUGCAAGGAGGUCCCCAACUAUAAACUUAUCACGCCUGCAGUAGUCUCAGAGGGAUUGAAGUUCAGUGGUUCUCUAGCCCAAGCAGCCCUCCAGGAACUGCUUAGUAAAGGUCUGAUCAAGCUGGUUUCCAAACACAGAGCACAAGUGAUGUACACCAGGAAUACCAAGGGUGAAGAUGCUCCCGUUGCUGAGGAUGCAUAA
Trichosurus vulpecula (common brushtail) is the source of this 372-nucleotide messenger RNA. Its product is annotated as 40S ribosomal protein S25-like. Gene Ontology annotation, cellular component: cytosolic small ribosomal subunit. The transcript has a single exon. Lineage: Eukaryota; Metazoa; Chordata; Mammalia; Diprotodontia; Phalangeridae. The record is from RefSeq and is a predicted model, not a curated record. Bases 1 to 372 code for a protein of 123 amino acids. Gene Ontology annotation, molecular function: structural constituent of ribosome.